UUUUGACGUGCUGGCUGCUGCUAUUUAUAUUAUAAAUUUUAUAAUAUUUUCAUUCACGUUGUUUACCAUCUGAUUUUGGAAUAAAUUUGGAUAUUAGCGGAUUAAAGGGUACAAUAAAUAUUACGCACUAAACAUUUUGAUAUAGAAAAAAUACUCAUUGAUUAUGGAAAAUCUGGAGACAAUAUUUAAAAAUAUUGAAGAGGUAUUAAAAAAUGAAUAUGAAAGAGAAUUUCUCAUCGCUCUAAUAAGUAAAAAAAUUAACAUUACUGAGAAUCAUAGUUUGGAUGAGGAUAUUGUUAAUUUAUUAAAAAGGUUUCUUUAUAAACUUAUCAAAGAUGUUGAUAAUAUGGCUACUAUAAUUAAAGGAAAUGAAAGUAUUUUAAUAAGUGUUAAGAAUCAAAAGACUCUACGAACUUGCUUUCAAAUUAUAACCUCAUUUGGUAUUUCCAAUUGCUUAAUACCUGGACUUGGCCUGAGUUUAUCGAAAAGGUGUAUGACGGGGAAAUCUAUACCUAAAGUUGAAUUGAAUGACGAUCAAAAAUAUGAGGUACUAGUCGAAUGUACUGAAUUUCUUCACAGAAGUUAUACAAUACCAGUACUAAAAAAUAUAAUAUUAACGUUUCACUUAUCGGACUAUUUAGCAGCUUUAAUUCAACUGGCAUUUGCACCUUUAAAGAAGCCAGGUGUGUACAAAAACUUUACUAUGACUGAAGAUAAAUUUAUUAAGCUUAAUACAGAUAGGCAGAAGUUUAUAUCCAUAUAUGAACAUUUAGUUAAUAACUGCUUCCAACCUAUUCUUAUGAAAGAGUUAUUAGUGCUACAGAAUGUUAAAGAAAUUGAACCUCCUGCUUUUGUCAAGAGAGUGAUUGCAAAGGAAAUGAGCCGAAGGUUAAAAGCUCCAGGUGGAUUACUGAGCCUCAUCCGAUGCUUCAUAGAAAGCCAUGAAAUAGAUGUUGGUGUGGACUGGAAGAAAAUUGAUAUGAUCUGUAAAAUUGUUUGCAACAAGCAUGGUGAUGUAACAGAACAUGAAUACUUGAAUAUUAUAUGCAAUCAACUGAGGCAAAUACUCAAUCUAAAUAAUACACAUUAUUUGACAACUGCUGUAUGUUGUCUAUUGAGUUUGUCAACUAAAUAUUCUGAUUCACAGAUCGUAAAAAAUCUUCUACAAGACACACUUCAACCAUUUAAAUAUGACUCAUUAAUAGCACAAAAUGACAAUCCAGGGACAAUAAUAUUUACUACACAAGAAGUAGAACAUAAAAUUUCAAUAUUACAUACUUGUACUUUUAUCACCAAACUAGAUCUACCUUAUGAAAUUUUAGUUACUAACUUAUUCAUACUAUUUAUGCUAUCAAUAAAAUGUUCUAAUAGUGGAUUGCAAAAUAAAUUGAAUGAUAUAAUUUUGAAGAUUUUAGAAUUGGGAGAUACUGUAUCAAUUAGGGAUACAAUAAACAAAUUGUUUAGCAAUAAUUUGUAUUCAGGACAAGUUGGUGUUCUUGCUGAAGAAUACAAUUCAGGCCUUAUACUAAAAUGUGUUUCGACUCCAUUGAAUCACAACAUUGAAGAAAUAUCCCUACUGUUAGUUAAUUUGUUUCAAAAUAGUACAAACAUUAAACUCACAGAAAAUAUAUUUGAGUGCUUUUUGCAAUUAUUCCUUGAUGUAAAUACUAAAAGGAAAAACAAAAGUGAUAGGGAAAAAUUAUUAACUCUAGAGGAUGAGCCAAUUAUCCUCAGUAAUGAUGAUGAAAAAUAUGCUAAUAUAAUUUUAAUUCUUUCUGAAAUAUCUGCAACACCCAAAGCCAUAAAUGUUAUAAAAUCAAAUCCUUCGAUUACAAUAAACUUUAUUGAAAAGUUAUUAUCUCUUGAGAGUAAAGAAAAUGAUGAAUGUGUGACAAUAGCACUAGUUUUGCUCAACUCUGUAUUGUCAGGUAGCAAAAAUGAUAAUGUUAAAACCCAACUAACAGAUAUGUUACCCACACUUGAAAGAAUAUCUAAAAGCAGUGAUCAUAGUAGAAUUUUAUGUAAGGAGAUAUUAUCACAAAUAAAAUGUGAGUACCCACGAAAAUCUGAAACACCAUAUGGAAAGGCUUUAUCAAAUGUGUUGGAUAGCCUCCUGCCUGUUAGAGCACAUGGGAUAAUGGAACUCACAAAGCUUAUUGAAGCUGCAGACCCGGAAACUAUAUCAAAACGGCAUUACGUUUUUUGCUUACUCCAGGAACAACUCAAGGAUUCGGAUUCUUACGUAUAUUUGGCAGCAGUGAAUGGAAUUGCAUCUCUCGCUACUCAUUUUACAGAAGAUGUGUUAAGUUUACUGUGUAAAGAGUUUCUACAAAUCUCUUCUAAAAAGGUUAUUGAAACUCAAGAAGAUCAAUACAAAAUUGCUGAGUUGAGAAUGAAAAUUGGUGACAUUGUUGUUAAAGUGACUAGAAGGCUUGGUGAAAUGGCAAUUGUUCAUAAAACAGAACUUCUUAACACCUUCCUGUGUGGAUGCAGAGAUGAAGAUCCAUUAAUAAGAACUUCAGCAUUAUCUAACUUAGCUGAAAUAGCUCUGGUACUACAUUAUAGAGUUGGCACUAUUAUCUAUGAAAUUCUUCUAUGCAUUUGGAGUAUUAUCGAAACUGAUAAAGCCAUUGAAUGUCGAAGAGCUGCUGUAAUGGUAAUUUCUAGUUUGAUCAAAGGUCUGGGAAGAGAAACAUUAAUUGAACUCAAAGAAAAUUUAUUACCUAUAUACAAAACUUUAUUGAAACUAUAUAAAGACGAAAAUGAGGAUGAUAUUGUAAGACUUCAUGCUCAAAUAUCACUUGAAGAACUGAAUGAUAUUGUUAAAGAAUUUUUGUUCUCUGCAGUUCCUAUGGAAAAGCAAUUUUGUAUUUCAAAUGACUCAAAAGAUAUAAAAUUCAAAUAAAACAAUUUAGUGUCCUCGUCUUUUUCGGACAAAGUUAUUGAAUAGACGGAGCUUCUAUCCGAGAACAUGUCUCUGUUGCGCCUACUGAAAAUACUGCUGCGAGAAAGAGAUGACGCUGUUCCAAUAGAUAUGUUGUCCCUUUCAGCGUGAGGGACCAUUUUCCAUACAAGAAGACCAAUCCCGCCAAAUGCAGUAACUACCAGGAACAUAACCAGUGUUACUUCACCGAACAUACCUAGAAAAUAUAAAAUAUACUUAAUAAAUUUUA
Colias croceus (clouded yellow) is the source of this 3173-nucleotide messenger RNA. RefSeq names its product transport and Golgi organization protein 6 (gene Tango6). Gene Ontology annotation, biological process: protein secretion. NCBI's taxonomy places the organism in Eukaryota, Metazoa, Arthropoda, Insecta, Lepidoptera, Pieridae. The transcript is spliced from 6 exons. Bases 164 to 2905 code for a protein of 913 amino acids. The record is from RefSeq and is a predicted model, not a curated record.